UUUGGCCCAAGACCGUAUAUUGUCUAAUUUUCUCAAAAUUCAAUCUUCAAUCAAUUCUGAUAGAGAAAAAGGUUACAGAAAUAAAAUGGAGGGAAUCAAAGAAACAGAAUCACAAGAAGAAAUAGAGGAACAUGAAGAACAGAAUAAUUGUUUUGUAUGGGAUGAUAACUCUCAGCUCUACUACCACCCCAGAAGCGGAUUUUAUCAUGACCCUAAUGCUGGUUGGUAUUACAGUAGUAGUGAUGGACUUUAUUACAAGUUUGAGAAUGGAAGUUAUGUGCUUUUUGAAUAUGACAAGGUCAAUGAUUGUGUAUCACAUGGUUGCCAAGAAACUGUUCAGCACAAUACUGCUCAAGAAAAUACUGAGGAUGAUAUUUCUUUAUUGACAGUAGAUCAACCUGAUGUUUAUUCAUGCGGUCAAAAUGUUUCUGAUGAGAGUAUUCCCCGUGCUGACGCAGAACAUAGUGCAGACCAAGAAGCUGAAAUGCCACGUCCACCAUCAGAGUGGUUAGAAGAGACGCUUAUAAAUAUUUAUCUAUCUGCGGGAAAAAAACAUGUCAAUGAUGCUGAUAUUUCAACAAUGCCUUCAGAUGUCGAUGGUACAUCACCUGAGGAUUCUCAAGUGUUGAAAGAUGGUCAGCUCUCAGAACACCAUUGUAGCUUAACUGGUGAAUCUGGAUGUACCAUAGAUGAAGAUGUCUGUAAGGAUGAAGAAAACUGGCUAGCUCAGUACGGUCAAGUAGUUUAUUCUGGGGAACAGUCGGUCCAAGAUUUUCAAGUUGUGAAUUUGUGGGAUUGGGCCAUGGUCACAGAUUCUGGAAAGGAUAUAAAAGGUCACACGACUAGGCUCAUUGGUCGGCUGGUGAAAAGAUCUGCUAAACUUCAUCCAUCUAUGCCUUCCAGUAGUGGCUUUUUCAGAACUGCUCCAAUAUGUGAAGCACAUCUUGAUCUGGUACGAGUUAGAACAGGACAAGUAUACAAGUUGCAUAAUCCAAGUGCAAGAUAUCUAUCUACAUUAUCAAGUUAUGAUUCUUCCAACCCAACAGCAGACUGGGGUUAUCCAGAAGUAUCAAUAAAUGUUCAAGCCAUUCCUGCAACCAAAUCAUUUGGGAAAAGUGAGCCAGUAUUGGAUGAUGAAAACAGUGAUAAGGCCAUAGCUUUGUCUCCCAAUGAACUCCCCACAUCCAAAAAGCAAAGAAUACAUCACUACAGAGAUAGAGCUGCUGAGAGAAGAACCUUGCAUGGAGGUUAUGGAGCAGGCCCUGGACAAAAGAGUUCAUCUUUUGAUGUUUCUGAUGCAACAUCUUCGGUUUCCACUUCUACAGAGGAAGCGGCAGCUGAGGCCUUAAACAUGUCACUUGGAGUUGGUACUUAUGGAAGGAAAAUACUUGAAAAUAUGGGCUGGAAAGAGGUAUACUCUACUGGCAUUUUCGGCAGCUACGCAAGUUAUGCAUAUAUUUUGACAAUUCGAAAUCCCCUUUGUUUUUGGGGGAAGGUUUAGGCAAAACUGUAAAGGGCCUGACCACGCCCAUACAACCAGUUGGAAACACAGGCAAUGCUGGGCUCGGCUGGUCUAGAGGCAGGAGCACAUAAUGAAGAAUUACUUUCUGACCCCAAAUUUUAUGGAUUCAUCAACGUUGUUAUGGUUGUUCACCUUUGUAAUUUGCUCAGGUUUGUUCAUGGAAAUUGAUCACCUGUAUAUGCUUGUAUAUUUACAGAAUCCACUGCGCUCUCUAGUCUAAAAUGUAUUCAAAGAUGAAGAUUUGAUGUACAUGGUAAUUCUUUAAUGAAGACCAGUAGCAGUCUUA
This is a messenger RNA of Mercurialis annua (annual mercury), 1808 nucleotides long. RefSeq lists its product as uncharacterized. The transcript is spliced from 10 exons. NCBI's taxonomy places the organism in Eukaryota, Viridiplantae, Streptophyta, Magnoliopsida, Malpighiales, Euphorbiaceae. Bases 86 to 1501 code for a protein of 471 amino acids. Gene Ontology annotation, molecular function: RNA binding. The record is from RefSeq and is a predicted model, not a curated record. Gene Ontology annotation, cellular component: nucleus. Gene Ontology annotation, biological process: mRNA splicing, via spliceosome.